Polyodon spathula (Mississippi paddlefish) is the source of this 4370-nucleotide messenger RNA. RefSeq names its product zyxin-like. The transcript is spliced from 11 exons. The coding region runs from base 154 to 2247 and encodes 697 amino acids. Gene Ontology annotation, biological process: integrin-mediated signaling pathway; transforming growth factor beta receptor signaling pathway. The record is from RefSeq and is a predicted model, not a curated record. NCBI's taxonomy places the organism in Eukaryota, Metazoa, Chordata, Actinopteri, Acipenseriformes, Polyodontidae.
UGAGCCGGAAGUUUUUUUUAACUAGUACACAGGCAGGCCCUCGCAUUCUUUUUUUUUUUUCGGUGCGGUAGAGAGAGAGAGAGAGAGAAAAAGAGAGGGAGCGGCGAGAAAGAAGAGAGAGAGAUUGUAUAUCCUGCAGCUACAGUGUCCAUCAUGUCUGGGUCUCCCAGUAAAGCCACCAGAAUGACUUCCACAGUCACGAUUAACAUCUCCACUCCCAGUUUCUACAACCCAACCAAAAAAUUUGCACCAGUGGCCCCUCCCAAACCUAAAUUUGGAGUGCAAGCUUCUAGCCACUCCCCUGUACCCCCCAUGGACCAAUCCGAGGCCAGCCAGCCUCCAGCCAACACAGUAACCCUUCCUCCCUCAAACCUUGUGACUUCAUUAAGCUCCACCAUUCCAGGCAGCUCCAGGGCUAUGAUAGGUCGAGUUGGGGACAUACCACUGCCGGCUCCGCCCGCUCCAGUUGCAGAAGAUUUCCCACCCCCUCCUCCCUCAUUGGUUGACUGUGACCUGCCGAGCCCACCACAGUGUCUGGACAACACACCCCCUUCAUUUGAGACCGCCCCCACCAGCUUCCCGGCUCCUCCCCUGCCACCACCCCCCUUUGAGGAGAGGCCCUUCCCAGCAACCCCCCCCUCUGCUGAAGAGACCUUCCCUGGAAGGGAAGUGGACAACGCUGGGAACCAGAAAUCGUACCAAAAGCAGACCAGUUUUGACCAGCAGCUGGAUUCCCUGACCAGCAUGCUGUCUGAAAUGGAGCAAAGCAACCCAUUCAAAAACACUGUGUUUUCUGCUCAAGGCCACCCCUCUUCUGCUGCCACCCCAGGUUCUGUAAAAGAGGCCCCGAAACCUGUCAAAUUCUCUCCCAAACCCGCUGCCCCGCCUCCUACAGCUCCCAAACCCGUUGUUGGGGAUCCAUCCUCUUCCUUUGAUAGACCCAGCCCCCCUCCAUGGGCCGCCCAAAUCAAAGCCAGACAAAACCAGUCCAAAACCUUACCCCCAGACACUCAGGCCAUGCCCCCUCCCCCCUCAGCUAAUGAAAACCCUCCUAACUUCAAUUCUGCCAGGGCUAAAUUUACCAAGCCGCCCACUGUGAAUCAGGCCCCGUCACCUGCAGAUUUUGUCCAAUCAGCUCCUGCUGCACGCUUCACACCGCCUGCAGUCAACCAGGCCCCUCCCUCUAGCCUUGCCUCUUCCUCUGCCCGAGCUUCUUUCUCUCCCCAGCAAACUUCUCCCACUAAAACGGAGCCCUCCCUUUCCCAGGCGAGGUUUGCCACUCCCCCAGUUGUCAGCCGAGCUCCUGAGGCCCCACCCACAUAUUCUGGUCACACCUCUCAAGCUAGGUUUACCACACCCCCAGUUGUAAACCAGGCUCCAGUGGCUCCGCAACAAGGUGGGGGACCAAAAUCCUUGCCCACUUCUGGUGGCCACACCUCUCAGCCAAGGUUUGCGCCACCAUCUUCGUCAGCUGGUCCACGGCAAGCUCCUCCCACUCUGGGGAAACCAUCAAAAAACAAUGGACAAGUGCCUUCUGCAGGAGUAUCGGCUCCAGGUCCGGGCACCGCCCUUACUAUGAAGGAGGUGGAGGAGCUGGAGAAGAUGACUCAGAGAUUCAUGUUGGAGAUGGACAAGCCCCCUGUCAUUGAGACUACGGUUACAGAGUCGUGUGGCUCCUGCUCCCAGCCCCUGUCUCGGUCCCAGCCUGCAGUCAGGGCGAUGGACCGUCUCUUCCACACGGAGUGCUUCGUCUGCCUGGGCUGUAGCAAGCAGCUGCAGGGCCUGCAGUUCUACGAGGUGGAGGGGCGGCCCCAGUGCGAGGACUGCUACACUAGCACCCUGGAUAAGUGUGCUGUGUGCAAAAAGACGAUCACAGACCGCAUGUUGCGAGCCACGGGGAAUGCAUAUCACCCAGCAUGCUUCACUUGUGUGCAGUGCCACUGCUCCCUGGAGGGGGCACCCUUCAUCACCGACGAUGACAACCAGCCCUUCUGUGUGGACGACUACCACAGGCGCUUCUCUCCACGCUGCUGUUCCUGUCAGGAGCCCAUCAUGCCGGAGACCGGUAAAGACGAGACCAUCAGAGUGGUGGCUCUAGAGAGGAACUUCCACCUCAAGUGUUACCGGUGUGAGGACUGCAAUUGCCCGCUCUCCAUUGAAGCUGAUGAGAACGGCUGCUACCCGCUUGACAGACGCAUUCUCUGUCUCAAAUGCCACACCCACCGCGCCAAGCAAGCUGCAGCCUGAUUGGCACACCCACCAAGAUGAUUCUGAGAUUCUUAAAGGGGUAGAACAAAACCAAAACACAUUAUUUCCUUCCUUCUGAUUCACACAACGACUUUGUCUUGCCAGUCCCCUCGUCCAUUCUACCUCUUUCUUCCUCCGAUGAAGUCCUUUUAACCUUCCAUCACCACCCCCACACUGUAGAUUCACUCUUCCUGUACAGCAGAUAAUGUGACAAUACAUGGAAAUGAGGUAAAUGAAAAGAUUUGCAGGAGGUCUGGCAAGAAAGAGCAUUGUGCAAAUCAGAAGAGGGGAGACAAUGUGUUGCAUAGCAUUACCUAUUAACCAUUUAAAGCCAGCAAAUGUCAUGCCAGAGAACUUUUACAUCUAUAGGAGCACUAACCAAGGCUUCUCUAAAAUCCAUUGUCUUACCACUUAUUAUCAUUAGCAACAUUAUCACUGACCCCCCAUCCUUUUUUGCUUUUAAUUUAAACUUCAAUUUGAAUAUGCUGGUAUUUCAAAGAGAAAUACCAUCCACUAAACUGGCUAGCUAACAUUUGUGCUCGCUAAUCUGCAAGAAAAAUAAACUGCAGCAGGUAACUGAAAUAUCAACAGCAAUAUUAGGAGUGUUAGAUUCUUCAGAAAUCCAGAGCAGCCAAUAAAAAAACCUUGCAGCCAAUAGCAAUCCAAUAAUCCUUGCAUUCUAACUGUAGUUGUAAUCUCACAAUAACAGCCAACUUCAUGCCUAUUGUGUUGAACUGGGCUCACAGAGUGACAGUGGCAAGCAGGUUUCAAAAGGGGGGGACUUAUACUAAGCAGAUGCCAAUGAAUGUUAUUAUAUUAUCAAGCUAAACAUGAUUGAUUGAUUGACUGUCUGUCUGUGUGCAGCUCCAAUGAAACUAAACUCUGGAACAAUGUGGUAGGACCCCUUUGAAAGUGAAAUGUGUAUCUCAAGGGUUCUAACUUGAAUGAAUAAAAAAAUGUCAGACAGAACGUAAUUGGGACACUCUUUGCAGCUUAAAUGACACAAAAAAAUGUAUUCAUUAAAAACAAAAAAAAAAAAAAAAAACAUCAUUUUAUGAACAAAUUACUAUUUAUACAAAAUGUUUCUUUUUUUACCUUUUCUAAAUACAUUUCUUUUUUUCUUCCACAAUUGAAACACAAUUGCUUUAGUUUAUGAUGAGAAAAUUAAGGUGUUAAGUCUGUGAUUCUUUUUUUUGUGUGUAAGUUACUGGUGCAGUAGAAUGCUUUUCCACUCCAUCCACCUUUUACUAUUAUUAGAACCCCUUUCACUGCUCCCUCAUCGUUUUAGCCCACAUUUUCAUUUAGGAAAUUGUAAGUACCAUAGGAAAUUAGACAAAUAACCCAGUGUUCAAUAUUUCAUCCAUACACUCAGACCCUAUCCAGGGAAAACUAUAAAGCAGUAACAUAGACAAAGAUUUAUGCUAAUUAAUCAUUGUCCCUGAGGAAAGUCAAGAAACAGACAAAUGCUUUAGCGAAUGCUUUUAUCGGACAGUGUCGAGUUGAGCUUGUGAUGCUGUACAGGUAGUUCAUUCCUAACUUCAAACUCUCGAUCUGAAACUGCACAGAGGAAAUUUGAAGAAACAGAGUCAAGCAAACAUACAGAACUCCGCAGAAUGUUAUUAAUAGCUGAAGUAUUUUUCUACUUCGUUUGACCUUUUUCUGCUACACACACUGCCGUCAUGCUCCUUUGUUGGAAAUCUACGGUUGAGGUUGGCAAUAAAAAUAGGGUGGUGGGGAAGGUGUGUGAAACAUUUUGAACUAUCAUCCUGCAGUCAAGCCCCCUGGGGUGGUCAGUUAAAUGGAUCAGCUUAAAGCUCUGCAAGCUUUUAGAAUUUUAAUCUACAUUACUGUAACAAUGAUUUUAACAAUACACUGUUUGGUUUUUUAUAUAUUUUUUCCUUUCUGUACACUGUUACUGUAUUAUGCAAACCAGCACAGGAGAGUGCCAUGUUUAAACAAGUAUUAUUGUACUGUAUUACUGAAUCACUGUAUUCUCAUUAUUACAAACAUGUUAUUGUAACUGUUUUCUUGAAUGUUUACUUAUUUUUUGGUUCUUUUGGGGCCACAUCUGUAUAAUCAAUUAUUUGCCAAAUAAUAACAAUUAAUAAAACUAAUGAAUGCUU